Molecule: messenger RNA, 669 nt
Organism: Podarcis muralis (Common wall lizard)
Lineage: Eukaryota; Metazoa; Chordata; Lepidosauria; Squamata; Lacertidae
Source: RefSeq, a predicted model, not a curated record
AGCCGCGCCCUCGGGUGGAUCCGCCCCGGCGUGGGCUGGGCUUCCCGGGCAACCCUUCGCUCUCGGCCCGGGGCGGCACUGCGUUUCUCGGCGUGCACUUGCUGGGCGGCAGCGGCGACGGUGGUGUGCCAAGAUGGUGGUUCUCUCGAAGGAAUACGGCUAUGUGAUUCUCACCGGUGCUGCCAGUUUCAUCUUGGUAACACACCUUGCCAUCAAUGUGGGGAAAGCCCGCAAGAAAUACAAUGUUCAGUACCCAAACAUGUACAGCACAGACCCUGAAAAUGGACAUCUCUUCAACUGUAUCCAGAGGGCCCACCAGAACACGUUAGAAGUGUAUUCCUCCUUCUUAUUCUUUCUUGGAGUGAGCGGAGUCUACUUCCCGCGGGUCGCUACAGGACUUGGUGCAUCUUGGAUCAUCGGAAGACUGCUUUAUGCUUACGGCUACUACACAGGAGAUCCCAAGAAACGAAACCGAGGAGUUCUCGGCUCUUUGGCGCUUCUCGGAUUGGCAGGGACCACCGUUUACUCUGCUUUGGUUCAUCUUGGCUGGGUGUGCGAUCACUAGAUGACACCUCCUCUAUGGCUUCCUGGGAAGCCUUUAAAUCUUUCAAUAAUGCAAUUAUAUUUUAAUUAUUUAAAAAAUCAAAUAAAAGCCAACACUAACCAUAA